Tigriopus californicus is the source of this 3385-nucleotide messenger RNA. RefSeq names its product eukaryotic translation initiation factor 5B-like. Gene Ontology annotation, biological process: chromatin remodeling. The coding region runs from base 310 to 2970 and encodes 886 amino acids. The transcript is spliced from 6 exons. The record is from RefSeq and is a predicted model, not a curated record. NCBI's taxonomy places the organism in Eukaryota, Metazoa, Arthropoda, Copepoda, Harpacticoida, Harpacticidae. Gene Ontology annotation, cellular component: CERF complex.
AACUCCAUCAGUCAGUUAGUUAGUCAGUCACUCACUUACGUACUCAGUCAGUAAAGGAUCUUGGUUGAGAGUCCACGAACUGAGGCCAGAUAGAAAGAGAGUGAAAGAGUUCAAGAAAUCCGCUGAAAAAAAGAGAACGCAUCAUCAUCAUCAUGGGCCUAGGAUCGAGGCCGAAUAUCCCCGAGUGAACGAACACCCAACCAUAGAAUCACCACUUAAACCACUCUCUCACGGACGAUAGUGAUCAAAUCCUGUCAUCCGUUCGCCCUCCCCGUUGAGUCUGCUCGAGGGCGACGAUCGGAGCUCGCUAUGACCUCGUCGGCGUCCUCGUCGGUGUCGAGGUCGAGAAGUAAAUCAACCUCUAAGCGCUCGUCGACCAACAACAAAAAGAAGAGUCGGGAGACGCAGCCCGAUGACAAGCCGUUAAAGGACGGCCAAACCGCCAAACGCACCAAGUCAGCCGCUAAAGCCGUGAAAAAGAAGAAAAGUAGUAGUGGCGGCGGUGGGAGUGGGGUCAAGAAAGGCGUCGCCAAAGUGACCAUCUCGCCCAAAACGACCAAUAAAAAAGUGGAUAAGAGUCCGGCCAAGAAAACAGACACGCCCACUGGGGGCAAAACCAAAAGUAAGGAUAAGAGCGGCAAGAAACAUCAUCAUCAUCAUCAUCGACGAAAGUCGGAAGACAAGAAAGCCAAGAGCAAGAGUGGGCGGGCCAAGAAGAACGAUGAAAACACGCCUCCUUGGCCCCUGACCACACCCGGACGACAGUCCUCUUCGUCGGCUCAUGAUUCCGAUGAUGGAUCAGUUUUGGGUGAGGAGGACGACGACGAGGAUCGGAACGGUGUCGUCGCCUUGGUCGAGGGUGACAAGACCAAUUCCGAAGAUCUUCAAUCUUGGAGUGAAGUCCCGAGUAUCGCUCAUUUCUGCUCCUUAUUCAGGCAAGCUUUCGACCUGUUGGAGUUUGACAUUCAAGAGUUGGAGGAAUCAUUUCUACUCAUGGGUACCGAAGAUGACACGCAUCAGUUGGUGAUCAGUUUGGUCAUCAAGCUAUUGAAGGGCUGCUCCCGCACUUUUACCACCAACAUCAAUGAAGACAAUCUCAAUACCUACUUGCGAAGACUCUUCCUGUCAAAAAGUGAAGAAGCCGAGGAGGACAAUCUGGCGUUCACCUUCAAAUGCCGUCAAUUGUUGGAGGACAAUGUAGAUUACGCCGAUUUGUCGUUGCGGAACCGCGUAAACAUUCUCCAUCAGCUUUGCGAAUUCCGGUUGGAAGCCGAGGAUGUCUUUGAGAAGGUGAAGAACUUAGAUGCCGCUAGUCUUCGGGUGGAGCCCUUGGGCCAGGACUCGGAAGGUGUUACCUACUGGUAUUUUUAUGGUACCAGGCUUUACAAAGAAGUACCUGUUGAAAGAGAAGACAAAUCUAAACGCAAAAAGGACAAAGAUCGGAAGAAGAGGAAAAAAGAUAAGAAAGAUAAGAAGAAGAAAAAGAAGAGGAACCACCGCGACUCUCUAUCCUCUGAUGAAGAAGAUGCCAUAUCCGAACCCUCCUUUGAUUGGUCCGUGGCUUGCCUUACCCUUCAAGAUUGGGAGGAUCUCACUGCCAAGUACAAACAGUCGAAGAAAAAAGCCGACAAGGAACUGCAUGAAACCUUGGCGGAGAGCUUCCUCCCCGAGAUUGUCACUAUGUUUGCUGAAAAAGAGAAAGAAGAACGAAGAAAGCUGAUGAUGAUGCAACCCAAGAGGGCUUCCAAUCGUAUCGAGAGGAAACGCAGAGAGCAAGAAGAUCGCGAUCGUGCGAUUGCUUUAAAGCUGGAGGAAGAGCGUCAGCUUGAAGAGGAAUACGAUGAAAAGUUGAGAAUUGAAAACGAAAAGCGCCUCGAGGAAGAAAGAGAGCGAGCUCGAGAGGAACGCCUCCGACAACGUGAAGUUAUGAAAGAAAUGCGGGCCCAACGAGCGGCGGAACGCGAAGUCACCACUACGUUCAAAGAUGAUGUGGAUGAGCAGAGGAAGUUGGCCAUGCGAGAGAGUUCAAAAAGAGAUAUCAUCAAACACUCGAUGGCAGAUCCGCCUUCCGAUUUGAGCUCGGAUGAAGACGAGAUCGACGAGUACAUCCCUGAUCGGAAAGAUCUAAAAAAGGUCGAAAGCGACGAAGAGUUCGAAAAAGCCGAGGAAGGCCUCGAAGAAGAUCUCAAACCAUUGGCCCAAAAGAAAAAAGAGAAAGGGAACAAUUUCGCCAAUGCUUUGCUCAAAGUUGGGACGAAAUCAACCAAAGAUGUGUCUUUGGACAAACCCAUUCGCAAAUCUCCUGGUCGACUCUUAGAGACGGCUGGCCGCAGCCUUCUUCAAAAGACUUCCUCGAGUAGUGGCGGCGGCGGCGGCGGCUCAUCUCUGUUCAAAUUGGGCGGUGCAUCGUUGCUCUCCAAAGGAGAAAACACCAACAAGUUGUCGUUUGGUCUUUAUGGAGGUCACUUGCCCGUGGACCAUGGUGGGUUUGCCAAGAGUAAAGGCGGUAUAAACAGUGACGGCGAUUCCCAAGCCUCGACCGAACCCGACGAUACGGAAAAGCCCUCAAAAAGUAAAGUGUUCACCAAUUGGGGAGGAGAGUUCUUCAAGAAGAAUCUGGACUAUCGUGCCAAUACAAAUAAGAUACUCGAGAAAAUGAAUCUCAUUCGGGACGCGGGAGGGAGUGUUAGUGGCGCAGUGGGCGGGACCACAACCAGUGGAAAUAACAGUGGCAGCUCAGGCCUGAAGGACCUGUCCCAGAAUGGUGGUACCAGUUCCAUGAAUUCCACCCCAUUGGGGUUGACAUCGUCCUCCAUCAGUUCCUUCAUUCCGGGUGAACGCUUUAAAGCCCUUCUAGCUGGAGGCAACAGUACAUCCUCUCUAAAGAGACCCAUUGACAAAGAUUCGUCCGGAACCUCGCCUAAGAAGCUAAAGCCCAAUUCGUUUCUCGGCACCUCGUCGUUCACGUGAUCCCCAUCACCACAGGAAAUACGGAGUACGUUCGAAAACCGACGAACAUCGAGUGUUUGGAUGGGUGGAUGCAUGGAUGGAUGUCGGCGCGUCGUUUGUGAUAUUUGUAUUUCUCAUCCCCAGAGGAGGAACAUCACGACCCCACAUCCCAUGCUUGCUGUGAAUUUCGAAAUCGGAAACCAUCGAUUGUUAAUUAAUUACUAUUUGACAUGUGGCCCAUUGCUCGAAAUUUCGACCAAGGUGUCAUCCACCCCUCAUCUCUUGUUCGGGGAUCCUCGUUCUCACGUUCAUACCGCAUCAUCUGAAAUCCGGAGUAUCUUCAAGAACCUUGAACUAUCAACCACUCAAUUUCCAUUGUAUUGAAUAUGUACAAUUCGUCACGCAGAAAGUAUAUAGUAAAUGGAUAUUAUCAUAA